UUAUACAGAAAUACGUACGUUUGCUAGAUUCUUGUGUUGUUAUGAAGCUCGAAAGAUGGAAUCUUAACUAACCUCAUAUUUAAGUUCAGAGUUCAUAUUAUCUAUAUGCGGCCAAUGACGGCCUCUUAUCUCGUUCUUAAUAGCUAUGAUUUGUCUUCACUGCACAUUGUAAUUAAUCGCUUUAACGAGUGCAAAAGUGCAUACUGUUAUCAAGUUACAAUGGUGUUGCAAAGAUAUUUACUUAGUGCAACAAGACAGUACACAUUAAAGAGAAGAAUACUAGGAACAUUCAGACAAACGUUUUGUGAACUUCGCUACUCAUAUUCAUCAGACUCUACAAGGAAGUACACAGAUAGACAUGAAUGGGUGGUUGUUGAGAAGGAUAUUGGUACAGUGGGUAUAAGUAAUUAUGCACAAGAAUCUCUUGGCGACAUUGUGUUUGCACAACUACCAGACCCGGGAAGUGAAAUUAAGGCAGGUGAUGAAUGUGGGGCAUUGGAGAGUGUUAAAGCGGCCAGUGAAAUAUAUUCACCAGUAACUGGUACUAUUACAGAGAAGAACACCGAAGUUGAGAACAAACCGGGUCUGAUUAACACAUCUUGUUUUGAAAAAGGUUGGCUAUUCAAAUUGAAAUUAACAAAACCAGAAGAAUUAGAUGAGUUAAUGAAUGAAGAACAAUAUGAAAAAUUCCUUAAAAGUGAUGUGGAAAAAGACCACUAAUAUGUUAAGUUGUUGAUUUUUUU
Molecule: messenger RNA, 743 nt
Organism: Papilio machaon (common yellow swallowtail)
Lineage: Eukaryota; Metazoa; Arthropoda; Insecta; Lepidoptera; Papilionidae
Product: glycine cleavage system H protein, mitochondrial
Exons: 2
Coding region: 106-720 (204 amino acids)
Biological process (GO): protein lipoylation; glycine decarboxylation via glycine cleavage system
Cellular component (GO): mitochondrion; cytoplasm; glycine cleavage complex
Source: RefSeq, a predicted model, not a curated record